AAGCGAAACUUGGACCUUCUCUUCUACAACCAGGCAAACUACCCUGCACGCAAGCACAUCUCCCCCACCCUGCUCCUCUUCCUCCCUGUUCUCAGGCAAGAGCUUCCGGCAAACAGAUCUGCUGCUCGGACUGGUCUGUCUUCUCCCACAGCAAGGAGGAAGGCAGGAUGCACCCCGGGCUAUGGCUGGUGACCAGCACCCUGGCAGCAGUGCUGGGCACGGCCCUGCUGGAUGAUGGCGUAUGUCGGGCACCUGACGGCAAGGAUGGCUUCCCGGGAGUCCCUGGCCUUGAUGGGAGACCAGGGCAGAAGGGUGACACAGGAGAACCAGGGAAAUCCACACAUAGGACAGGCAUCAAGGGACCCAAAGGAGAAGCAGGUGAACCAGGGCUUCCUGGCAUCCCAGGGAACCGGGGCUACCCUGGCAUCCCAGGCCUCCCUGGAGUCCCAGGUCCACCAGGGAAGAAAGGGGCCAAGGGGAAAGCUGGCAAUAUCCUGGAUCAGCCACGGCCUGCCUUCUCCGCCUCGCGGAGGUCCCCACCAUCCAAGGGCAACACAGUGGUGUUCGACAACAUCAUCACCAACCAGGAGAGUUCCUACAGUCCCCAGACAGGGGAGUUCACCUGCCGCGUCCCUGGGCUCUACUACUUCGCCUACCAAGUGAUCUCCAGCGGGGACCUCUGCCUGAGCAUCACCAAGAACGAGGAGCACGUGGUCAGCUUCUGCGACAAUAACAGCCGCAAUUUGCUGCAGGUGAACUCAGGCAGCAGUGUGCUCAGCCUGGCCGUGGGUGACCGGGUCUCCGUGAGCACGAAUCCUGCCAAGGGCAGCGCUGUUUACAGUGGCUCCGAGGCAGAUAGCGUCUUCAGCGGCUUCAUGCUGUUCCCGCAGAUGGACUGAUGAUGGUCAAUCUGGACCUGCUCAGCACCAAAGCCUUGCUCUAUGUAUCUGCAUGUGUUUUCAACUCAUGAGUAUGUGGACUAGUCUUCUAUCGCAGCAAACUGGGAGAACCCCAAACUUAGCCGCCAGCUGGAUCCCGUGCUUCCACCAGUGUCCCAAAGUGGCCCUGCAGUGAGCCUUCACCCUGGCCCCAGCAGCUUCUGGGCACUCAGACCCCACACCAGAGGGGACGAGUUGAUACUGGGGUCAUUCACCAGUUGGGGCUCUUUGCUUGUGAGUGGGAGAUAACUGUGUGCCACUGCUUCUGCUGCACUAACCCUUGCAAACACUGUUCUGUUGCAGGGCCACCACUGCAUCGCACAUCUUCCCCAUCAGGAUAAAUAAACUCUUC
Cuculus canorus (common cuckoo) is the source of this 1290-nucleotide messenger RNA. RefSeq names its product complement C1q A chain (gene C1QA). Bases 168 to 899 code for a protein of 243 amino acids. The record is from RefSeq and is a predicted model, not a curated record. The transcript has 3 exons. NCBI's taxonomy places the organism in Eukaryota, Metazoa, Chordata, Aves, Cuculiformes, Cuculidae. Gene Ontology annotation, molecular function: protein binding.